This is a messenger RNA of Pomacea canaliculata, 2548 nucleotides long. RefSeq names its product steroid 17-alpha-hydroxylase/17,20 lyase-like. Lineage: Eukaryota; Metazoa; Mollusca; Gastropoda; Architaenioglossa; Ampullariidae. The transcript has 7 exons. Gene Ontology annotation, molecular function: heme binding; iron ion binding; steroid 17-alpha-monooxygenase activity. Gene Ontology annotation, biological process: hormone biosynthetic process; progesterone metabolic process. The record is from RefSeq and is a predicted model, not a curated record. Bases 305 to 1918 code for a protein of 537 amino acids.
UCGAGUCCUUAGUGCGCGGCAAAGUUUUCGUCUGCUGCAGCGUUGGCUCCUUCGCGAGUUGCAAAAGGCAGAAUAAAGACCUGCGAUAUCAUAUUCAGAGGCAUAGAGAAAACAAAUCCCCGGUUUCAGACGCCAGGCGCUGGUGGUGUGCACUUCUGUCGUCGAGAACUGAUCGAGGAUGCACGAGCUCGUCCAAGACCACCGUGACAUUUGAUGCUAUCUUGCUUGUCCAGUAUAUAGUUCCUGCAUGCCAAUGUUUACAUGGGGAUUUUAAAGCCUUAUUCCAGCAAAGGUGAAAGUGACAAUGGUACUAGAAGUUCUUUUAGGUCUGCUAAUUAUCUUUCUAUUGGCAUACCUCAUCACCAGAAAAACAGCAAAGACCCAUGGUCUCCAUACCAUUCCAAUGGUGUCACCAUGGAUACCAUUUUUUGGAAAUGCCCACCUUCUUCAUAAUGCAAAAACUCACAUUGUUCUGACCAAAUGGGCAAAAAAAUAUGGAUCAAUUUUUCGUAUGCAGCUAUUUAAAGAGGACAUUGUUGUUCUCAAUGAUUUUGCAAGCAUAUAUGAAGCCUUGGUUGUGAAAGGACGGGACUUUGCAGGGAGGCCUCCUAUGUACAGAACCGAAAUAGCACAACGAAACAGACACUCAGUGGUUUGGCAGACUUACACAGACAAACUUGUGUUUCUACGCAAAGAAGUUCUACGAUCACUACGCAUGUAUGGCACAGGCCUUGAAAAUCUGGAGCAUAAGUGCAGGCCAGACAUUGAACUUAUGUUGAAGCGGUUUUCAGAGGCAAAGGGACAGCCCAUUGAUCCAUGGAACAUUAUUUAUGAUGCAGUUUGCAAUGUGAUGUUAUCUUUUACACUAGGAACCAGACCUGACUUGACUAGUACCAGCGUCCAGUAUAUCAAACAUAUUAAUGCAUUGUUCAACGAUACUUUUGGUGCGGGAAGAGCAUUGCGUCUGGACUUCUUGCCAUUCCUACAUCUGCUGAGGGAUGAUUGUCAUUGCCGUCAUCAAGAAGCUCUCAAGCUCAGAGAUGCUUUCUGGGAAGAAGAAUUUGCGAAGUUGAAAUUUCAGGAUGACAGUCGUGAUUGUGUAGUCAAACAUUUGCUCAGCUUUUUGGAAGAUGACAAGGAGAAAAAAACUGAACCAAAUGGGAUCAAUGGCACUUCCAUAUCUUCAUCUUUCUUGAAAUCUGGUGGUUCAAAGCAUGAUGUUGACCUGAGCCUCACAACCAUCAAGGAGGUGUUCACCAAUCUCAUUCUAGCAGGCACAGACACCACAGCAACAGCCCUGACAUGUCUUCUUCUGCUUUUUGUGCACCAUCCACAUAUUCAAAUAAGCCUAUGGGAAGAAAUUUCUGCUACUAUUGGAAAUGAACGCCUUCCAUGUCUGGCUGACAGGGAGAAGUUGCCUUACAUGGAAGCCACACUGCUUGAACUGUUGAGAUACAUUUCUCAUGUUCCCCUUGCUGUUCCUCAUUAUACAAUGUGUGAUACCAGUGUGCUGGGAAAACGUUUGCCAGCAAAUACAACGGUAUACAUUAACUUGUGGUCUCUACAUCAUGAUGAAUCUGUCUGGCCAAACCCUUGGACAUUCAAUCCUUCCCGAUUUCUAGACUCAAAUGGCAAACUGCUACCUUCAAGUCAUGAGAACCGACGUAGAUUAAUGCCAUUUGGGGCAGGCAGACGUGUGUGUCUGGGUGAGACACUGGCAAAAAAUCGCUUAUUUUUGUUUGCCACAUCCCUAGUACAGAAUUUCUUCUUCCAGGCUGAAGAUGAAAAGAAUCUUCCAGAAGUUGAUCCGCAGGCAUAUGAAAUGGGCUUGUUUUACAUCCAAAAUCAUUCAGAUUACAAGCAGUUCAUAGGGAAAGUAAAUGAAAAUGUUCUCUUUAAACUUUACCUUAUACAGUGAGUGGAGAAACAAGUUUUAGUUGUGGUAUUCUUGCGUGUAGAUUUUAUAUUAGAUGAUACAACUUUACAUAAACAGAGAUAAGUCAAAGAUCUGACACUGAAUAUGUUCUUUUGCUCAAAAAUUAAGUUACAUGUUGAACUGCUUUUUUAUGAACUAAAAAGAAUCUGUUGUUUUCUUAUACAUGAUCAUCCCUUUGAUUUUUUUUUUACAUUUUGUCAUAAGCUUCCUAAUUCAUAAAUAGCUAUUGUAAUGUAGAACCAAAUCUACUGUGAAAGAGAUAAUGCAUGGAACUAUAGAGUUCCUUUUUUGCCAGAAAUGUUUCUAUAUUAAAUUAACAUGUUUUUUUGUAAAUGUUUUGAAAUGGUAUAUUUUACAUACUGAAGAAUUUCAGACAAGAGAAAACUUUUAACAAAUGUUUAACAGAUGUGUUCAAAAUCCUGUUUGUGAAAAUCAUAGGCAGGAGCCAUUUGAAAGAGAAAAAGUCUUGUCAAGCCUUAUUUCUAUGUAUUUUUAAGCUAUAGAUUAUGAUGUACUGCCAUUUAUUUCUAUACAGAAUCUAAUUUUUGUGCUUAAAAUGCCCAAGUUGACUAUUGCUCAUUUAUUAAUGCAUUAAAAAUGGAAGGCUUUUUA